GAGGAGGAGGAGGAAAAGGAAGAAGUGGGUGGGGCUGCGUGUUAAUCAUGGCUGCUCACCAAGUACGGUGGCGAAAUAGGCUAUACGUUUUCUUAUUACUGUGGCCAGUUUAUGUCUCGGCUUUCCUAAACUUAGAAGAACUGAAUGAGAUGAAAUAUGAGAUUCAGAUUCUUCCCGAUCCUGUCAUAAUGGGGCAGACCAACACAGAUGAGGUCAUGAUGGUGUCCAGCAAGUACAAGCAAGUGUAUGAGUGUCGACUUCCAGCUCAGGCGGUCCGCUUUCACCAGGACCCCGUGUCAGAUCCAGACUCACAAGGGUACACCGGGCCGGACAUCCUUGAUCUACUCAGCCCCAUGCGAGAGCCUCCCUGUCUAGUGUUGACAAAAGAUUGGUGGACAUAUGAGUUCUGCCAUGGUCAGCAUAUCAAACAGUACCACCUCGAAGACUCAGAAAUCAAAGGGGACGUCCUCUUCCUGGGCUACUAUGAGUCUGAAUUUGACUGGAGUAAUGAAACCGCAAAGGCCUCCAAACAGCACAGACUGAAACGUUUCCACAGUCAGACUUAUGUAAACGGCUCCAAGUGUGACAUCAAUGGGAAUCCCAGGGAGGCCGAAGUCCGGUUUGUAUGCGAAGACGGUUCGGGUGACUACAUCGCGCGAGUGGACGAGCCUCAGUCAUGCCGCUACGUGGUGACCAUUCAUACGAGUCGCACCUGCCAGCAUCCCUUACUGCGACCUCCGUCCACUGCCAAGCCCCAGGGGAUCAUAUGCCAGCCAGCGCUAAGCGCACAACAGUACAUGGACUAUGUCAAGGCGCAAGUCUCGGACACAAAGCGUAAAGUGGAACAAAUCUCAGAGGAGCUGAGGAGUCUUGAUGAGAUGUUGGCUGGUAACGAGGAGGUGCCGGUGGAAGGAACUGCGGAAGAAACCUCACCAGAUCCCAAUGAUGGCCGGGACCAGUCAGACCAAAAAGAUAUUGCUGACGGGUCUGACAGUGCAGGGUCAGAAGACCCAGAGGAUACUCAGUUCUGGGAAGGAAUUGCAAAACCAACAAGUUCAAAAACAAGCUCUUCUCAUGAGGAGAGUGAGCAGGCAGCUGAUGACGGCUUGAACUCACUUACAGACAAUGAAGUCCUAGAUGAUGGAAAUGAAGCUGAAAAUUUCAACUUUAAAAUCAUCACUGAUCCAUCAGACCUGAUGAAAUUUGUCCAGCAUCUCAAGGAGAGUAACAGAAAGAAAGCGCAAAACCGAGCAAAGGAGCAAGCGGGGGAAAGGGGAUCCGUGAGGCGCGGCAAAGACGACAGAGAGGAUGAUGAAGAUGAACGGCUACUUCAGGAAUUCAAGGAUGAAAUGGCAGACAUCUCUGUGCCGGCUGAUAAGGCUGAUGAGAUACAGGAAACCAUGCGAAAAGAGUUUGACAACAUCAUUAAUGAGGCACAGCAAGAAUUGGAGACAGAAGGGCUGAAAGGGGAGUUUGAUCGCACUCAGGCGACGCAGGCACUGGAGACCACGCUCGAUAAGCUUUUCGAUCAUUUGGAGGAGAAAGACGAGCACGAGCAGGACCACGAGAAGCCACCUGCAGGAGCUCAAAAAGCCAACGACCCGACCCGGGGCAGCCCCAGUUUAGCGCCAAAGCAACCCGACCAAGAUGCCGAUGACCAUGUUAAGAUCAAAAUAACUAAGUAUAGGACAGGCAGCAGCUCCGAUGGGGAGUUCAAAGUACAGGAGUUGGGCAAAGGAGAUCCCCAGUGGCAGCACAUAAAGGACGUGGUUAAAGAACAGCUAGAGAAAGCAGGACUGAAGGCCGAAGGUAAAAUCGAGGUGAAGAUCUUGACACGAAAGAAUACAGACGAGGCAGGUGAUCAGUGGCUGACCGAGGAAGACACAAAAUCAUUUCGAGAACUCCUCAUAAACCUGCUGACGGGAGGCACAGAGGAAGUUCAUAAAGAGCAAAAGCGACAGCAGGAGUUGGAAGACAACUACAGGUUUGUGUGGGGCGAGGGCCAAGAGGAAUCCCAGUCUUCCAGCAACUCGGACUCGGACGAUGUGGAUUUGUGAGCUGCAGUGCGGCCAUCGCGAAGGUGUACUUUGGUGGUGAUCAGCGAUGCGGGGAGACUUUCAAGCGCAGCCCCCAAUUGUCACAAGGAUUCAUCUCUUGCUAUUAAAGCCAGCGGGUUGCAUGACCUGACGUGUUUGCACCUUUGGGAAGCUUGUCUGGGGUCAGCAGUGCAUAGCGGGCACAUAGGUUGAUGUUAUUUGACAGAAUCACUGUCAGCUCUACUUGAAUGAGUUCGGCAUUUUCCCUUCUCUACAUAGAUGGCUACAAAAAAAAAAGGAAAUGGACAAUGCCAACCUUUUUAUGAAUAUUUAAGUCAGCGGUGCUGCCUAUUUUGCAUGGUAGUCACUUGUCGCUCAUGUUGCCAUUCACUGAGGUCCCCAGUGGUUUGUUACGCCGCACCUCAGUGUUUGCACAGGUCAUUUAUCUUCAACUGUAUAAUAUGACACAAGGGAUGAAACUGUCUGUGAACACACGUGUACAUUACACUUGCUGCGGCACUUUAGGAUUUUUGGGGACAAAUGCCACCAAAGGGCAUCCUUUGGGUUAGAAAAUGUAAGUGAUUUGAUUUUUGUUCUGUCAAUAAGUUAUUUAAAUUCCAUUUUUCUUUAAUAACUGAAACCAAGUGAUGCUACACUGCCCAUGAAAUAUAAUGUACCAAAAAAAAAAAAAAUUUGUGUAGAUGCUCAGUCAUCCAGGUUUUGGUAAUCUACAAAAGUUGAAUCGAGGCACCGAGACUCGUUAGAAAUGUUUCACAUUUAAUCCAAAAGGUUUCUUUGUUUCUGACAACUGGUGCACUGAAUGUCAUUCUGCAGCUACCCUUGGCAAAAAAAAAAAACAACAACAACUAUAUUUGACUUAAGAUCUAAAACUGAAGAAGCCUUUUUGGUUAAAA
Hippocampus comes (tiger tail seahorse) is the source of this 2950-nucleotide messenger RNA. It is a transcript of the gene os9, whose product is annotated as OS9 endoplasmic reticulum lectin. Lineage: Eukaryota; Metazoa; Chordata; Actinopteri; Syngnathiformes; Syngnathidae. Gene Ontology annotation, biological process: ERAD pathway; endoplasmic reticulum unfolded protein response; retrograde protein transport, ER to cytosol. The transcript is spliced from 15 exons. The record is from RefSeq and is a predicted model, not a curated record. Bases 48 to 2057 code for a protein of 669 amino acids. Gene Ontology annotation, cellular component: endoplasmic reticulum lumen.